CUCUACUAAGCCUAGGAAUAGUUACUUUCGGCGUGUGGAAGAUCAUUGCAGACGAUACACACUAUUCCCGACUGGUUUGUUUCUUUAUGUGAAGACUUUAUGUGUUGUUGAUAUUUAUUAUUUCGUGUUUAUUUUAAAGGACUGUGAACUUCAGCUAGAGAUCUAGGUCUAAUAAAGAAUAAGGAUUAAUAGUUCAAUUUUCACUUCUAAGGGAAAUACAAGUUGUUUUUUAAAUUUCUCGCCUAAGAAAGUGAUCAAAUGACCAACACAAUGAGCAACGGUGUGACUAAGUCGGAAUUGCAAUGGAAAGUUGGCUUGAUCAACAGUGCGGGCAAGUAUCUGACCGCCGAAUCUUUCGGAUUUAAAAUUAACGUCUCCGGUACCUCACUGAAGAAGAAACAGACCUUCAUAUUGGAACAAGACAGCCAGGAGGAGGUUGUCUACAUUAAGAGUCACACCGGCAGAUAUCUUUCAGCCGACAAGUACGGAAAUGUGUCGUGCGAGGCCGAGGAAAAAGACCAGACGGAGAAAUUCGUGGUGGAGUACGACAAGCAUGGUUCAGGGCGCUGGAGCUUUAAGAACGUCGCCCAUGGGAAUUACCUAAGUGGAAAUGAAGACAAUUUUAAAUGUUUUGCCAAGACCGUCACAGAGACGGAGCUGUGGGUGGUCCAGCUGUCAAUCCACCCACAGGUCAAUCUCCGUAACGUCAACAGAAAGCGCUACGCUCACCUCAAGGACGAGGAGUUGCAGGUGACGGAGAUCAUUCCCUGGGGAAAAGAGGCCCUUAUCAUUCUCCACUUCGACAAUGGCAAGUAUGCCCUGAAAACAUACGACAACCGCUUCUUGAACCGUGACGGGAGCCUGAGCGCGGAGCUAACUAAUGACAGCCGAUUCACCCUGGAGAUGAGGAGCGGCGCCAACAGCGGGUUGGCCUUCAAGGACUGCACGGGAACAUAUCUGACAGCAGUUGGGGCCACAGCCACAAUGAAAGGGAGAAAUAAGACUGUCAGCAAGGAUGAACUGUUUACUCUAGAAGAUUCCAAUCCCCAGGUCAUACUGACCUCUCUUGCCAACAACAAAAAGGUCUCCAUUCGACAAGGUGUGGAUGUCACUGCCAAUCAAGAUGAAGCUGAAGAUACAAAUAAAGAAAUUUUUCAAAUGGAAUUAGUUGUUCCACAGACUGAAGAUGCUCCUGCAAAAUGGGGGUUUAGAACAGUGGACAAUACCUAUUGGACAGUGGAACCUUUGGGAGGCAUACAGUCUACAGCUAGAGAUAGAAGUAACCCCAACACACAGUUUAUUGUUGAAUGGCUGGGCGAUGGAACUAUUGCUAUCAAAUCCAAUAAAGGUCAAUACAUACAGAGCCGCCAGACUGGUCAGCUGGUCAGUGUCAGUGAUGCUGUAACAAAUAAAGAAAAAUUUUAUGUGAAGAUAAUCAAUCGUCCAUUGUUGCUGUUGAAGAAUGAGCAUGGAUUUGUUGGACUUAAGUCUUCAGCCAAGGCUGAAGUCCAGUGUAGCAAAACAAACUAUGAGAUAAUCUACCUAGAGUCCAGCAAUGAUGGACAUUACUUUAUUAAAGGUUCCAACAACAAGUACUGGAGACUGUCAGAAGAUGCUUCUGUUGUUGCUGAUGGAGACACACCAGUGCCCUUCCUCCUGGAGCCCAAAGGCCAAUCUGUCCUCAGCAUUAAGGCACCCAAUGGAUGCUACCUCAAAGGAGAGCAUAAUGGACUGUUCAGAGCUGUGGGCCAAGAAUUGGAUGCCAGCAUGCUCUGGGAAUAUUGAGUUUCAGUCCAAUUAAUUUAUUCAUUUUUGAUCACUGACUGUUUUGAAUGAGUACACCAUUGCUGUACACCUUGUACUAUAGUUAAGUUGCUAGUGUACAAACAAGGCUUACGACUUUUUUUUUUAUAUUUAUAUUCAUAUACGGUAUUUUGAUAUACAAUUUUUAAAUUUAAUUUUGUUCAAACCAAUGAAGGCAUUAUUUCCAGGAUCACAAAUAUUUUGGUAACCAUGUUUCAAAUAUUUUUAUAUUUAGAAAUGUCAGCUUUUUAUAUACUUAAUGUAACUUGAAACAAUUAUUCUUAGAACUUAUUUUUUAUUUUCAGGAUUUUUAACUAAUUCAUGUCAUUUAUUGAUGUUUCUUUGACCACUAUUUAUGCAUUUAACUGAUUUCAAAGGGUGCAUGUUGGUAAUGUAUUAUUGUUUUCAUUUUGACAUUUGGUUUUAUGUUUAUGUCUAAAAGCAUUAUCUGUUUUCAACAUAAUAUGCAAGAUGUAUCCAUUAACUUUUAACUGGCAGAUUGUUUUUGUAAAAACUAGCUAUACAAGUUCUAUACAUAUCAAGACUUAGCAUUGAAUGUAUAGGUUGACCAACUCUUUACCCAAAUAACAAUUUGUGUUAUUGUUUUCUUUACUGUUGCUUGUCCUUUUAUUUUUAUAUUUUGAUCUGUCAACACAACAAAAUGCUCAAUUUUUUUUUUUUCAUAUUUUAAUAUAAAACUUUUAACUAAUUGCUUUGGUCCUGUAGAUGUCAACCUGACCCAUUCCAAAUCAGUCUGGAAAUGUUGGCUGUCACAACUGUAAAUUGUUCAACUAACAUUGUCUAGCAUUUAAGCAUUCUAAUUGGGAACAUAGUAUCCCUUUUGUGUCUUCUGAUUUUAAAUCUAUUUUCCUAUGUUUGUUUAUGUACAUAUUGAGUCAGCUAGAUUAGAUGACUUGUCAUGUUGUAUCCAAGUGUGUUGCCAACUCUACUACUAUUACGACCAAUGAAUAAUGACAUGCUUGUACUUGUCCAGAAAACUCCCCAAAUGUAUUUGUUCAACUUUUCUGUUCCUUUAUUUCUGUCUACCACUAAGUUAGUAUGCUAUUACAUACAGUUUCCUUGUUGCAUCACUUUCUUGAACAGUCUUUCUCACAAGUCUAGUGAAGGUUUAACCUCCUUCAACUCAUUUUAUUGGACUCAGUAUAAGAUUACUCAUGAUAUUUUCUUGUACAAUAGAUAACUUUACUACAUUUUUUAUUUCAAGUGUUGUGUAAUAAAAACAAAACAAAAUAGUACAAAUUUCACCAUCUUUACUACCAUAUGCUAAUUUUUGUGUUUUAGAAUUCUAAACUGAUUCUGUUUAAUUUGAACAUGUUUACUUAAAAUGUUGGCUACUUGACUUAAAUCUCGUUUAUUUGAGCCAUUUUAUGAAACUGAGCAUUAAUUUAGAAUAAAGCUUUGGAUAAAAGUUGAAACUUGUAUUCAUCUCUGAUUCACAAUGCAUUAAGAUUUUGGGGGGGGGGGGGGGGAGAACUAACUCUAUACAUGUAGUGCCCUACUUUAAAGGCUAUUACUUUUGUAAGUUAAUAUUGGCUUGAAUUUGAACUUUGAAUGUAGAAGUGUGAUUGAAUGGCAAACUUCUUGCAGACGUCUGUCCAAGGUCAUGGUCUAUGUGCUCAAAUGUUUUUAUUUUGUCUUGAAAGUCUUUUGAAAUAAAAUUGCUUUCAUCCUAA
Messenger RNA from Biomphalaria glabrata, 3497 nucleotides. Its product is annotated as fascin-like. Gene Ontology annotation, molecular function: actin filament binding; protein-macromolecule adaptor activity. Lineage: Eukaryota; Metazoa; Mollusca; Gastropoda; Planorbidae. The record is from RefSeq and is a predicted model, not a curated record. Gene Ontology annotation, cellular component: cytoplasm; actin cytoskeleton. The coding region runs from base 259 to 1785 and encodes 508 amino acids. The transcript has 4 exons. Gene Ontology annotation, biological process: establishment or maintenance of cell polarity; actin filament bundle assembly; cell migration.